Molecule: messenger RNA, 2959 nt
Organism: Pseudo-nitzschia multistriata
Lineage: Eukaryota; Bacillariophyta; Bacillariophyceae; Bacillariales; Bacillariaceae
Source: the annotation of a GenBank genome assembly
CCGCGUCAUUUUCUCUCUGCAAUACAAUUCAAAAUACAACGCAACGCACCAGAGGACUUUUAUCCUGCCGUUGAAAAUCGUGCGGGACGCACUUCACAAUUUACGAAAAACACAUUUGGGAUUUCGCAAAUCCGAUCGGCUGCAAGCGACUAUUUCGUACGUGCUGUAGUUUCCAGUAAGCACCACAAACAUUGAGAACCGAAGCACAUCAAGACACCACAGCGGCAACAGCAACUGCCAAACGAAAGAACGGCCUUCUACGAUGAAUAUUACCAAGAAUCUAUCGGUCUUUUGCCUUAUUGUUGGCGUAUUCCAGCUCCUGACAGUGAAUGUUUACUCCCAGCGAACUUCUAUUCGUGGGUCGUACGAGAGACAAAGGCAGAGAGAAUCAAAUCGCGUUGGAGGAUACAACCAUGGCAGGCCCGAUAGGGAAGGGGACCAAAGCGGAUCCGAUCCCUUCGCACCCUCGAACAACAGUGGGGGGAAUAGCAACGGCAGCGGUGCGAAUCUCGUGCUGGUCCCCCAGUGCAACCCGAGCGACCCAAAAUCUUACUACAAUUCCUACGAAAACGCGAGAGACUCCAGUGACUGCGACCAGUACCUCUCGUAUUGCGACCGAAAGUAUUCCGGCAUGGAUUUUUCGUCUGGCUGGAUGCUCCCGCGUGACUUUUACGAAUCAAUGCGAGAGGUGUACGACCGGUGCUUUCGCUCCUGUUCCGAGCGCAGCGGCGGGCCCCAGAGAUUUUGCUCCAUGCCCGAACCCUCGCGGGGCUACACUUCUUCUCUCUCGCAGGAGUCCAGGAGCUAUUGCUCGCCGUACGCCGAAGGUUCGCCGGCCUGGACCAGAGCGAUGGAGGUCCACGAGGCCGAGGUCCUCUUGGCGAUGAACAUCAAGCGCAGCGAAACGGGAGGAACCGUCUGCAACCGGAGGAACGGCAACGACAUGAUCUCGACCUUCUAUCCGAGGUCCAGCCCUGUGGUGGUAAACCCCCAGCUCUCGUGCGCUGCCCGGAUCCAGGCCCAGAAUAUUGUCAUGGAGACCCUCGAGACCGGGCGCUUCCCCUCCAACCUGCACAACGCGUGCCCCUCAUCUACGUUUUUGUCGUCCUCUGCACCGAUCUGCGAGGGAUUUACGACCCGGAUGAUGAGGGCCGGGUAUCCAUACCAAUCCCAGGGAUUCGGUUCCGUCAACGAGGUCACGGCAGUGAACUACAGAACUGCCGAGGCCGUCGUUGGGGGAUGGUUGAGCAGCACUAGCGGGCAUUGUUCUGCGAUUGUCAAGCAGGAAUCUCCGUUUGUUCCAACCGAGGUUGGCAUCGGCUACUUUGAAUCCGGGGGCAUCACCGGGCACGUAGUGAUUGUUGGGCAGCUGCGAUCCUAGGCGCCUGCGGUGCCCUGCCUUUCUUCUCCCUUGGGUUGUGUGCCACUAAGAUAGCACACCAGAACGAGCCCCACGAUACCUGACGGUAGACGGCGCUCGAACCAUUCAACGCCAUCAAUGUCAUGCGGCGAUACAUCUUCCUUCCCGUUUGAACUGUCGACGGCACUGCUUGAUAUGUUCGAGCAAAAAGUCACUGGUUUGACCAUGGGUUUCAUGAAGUCUAAUACAACAGGUCCAACGGCAUCGGUAAAUUUUGUAUACUUAGUUGUGUAAUAAUUAUUGAGACAAUUAAUAAUAAUAAAUUUAAAUGUUAUUUCAGCACUACAAAUAUUAAAGUAUUAUCAGUAAACGAUGACUGGGAUAGAGGAUUCUACGACACCUCUCGAGGUAACCGGUGAUCGUUUACUCUUCGUCGAUUUCUUUCAACUCCUCGGACGUGAAGAGUUUGCCGGUCGUGAUGAAGCUUUGGCGACUGCGACGUGACAAGGCUUCGAUGGCGAGGCUUUGUCGUUCCCCCUCACCUUCGACGGACGAAAGACUGCGCAUCGAAUUCAUCUUAUCUGCGAGCAAAAGACUGGAACGGCGGGCUUUGCACAGUUCGGGUUCCUUUUGGGCGAACUCCAACUCUUCCUUGCUCUCUUCGGAACCUUCUAGUGACUCUACAUAAGCAUCAUAGUUCUUCUGGUCUCGCUCCUCAUCGAUCGCACGUACCUUUGCUACAAUUUCAUCAUAGGACAAAUGGGCACGGUUGCUGUCUUCAAUUCCAAACGCAGCAUCGAGGCUGUCCAGGACAGUAGCGUCCUUUGCCGUCACAUUGACUGUUUGGAAGGGUUGUUCCGAUUCGUCGGGGUCUUGCCACAUUUUGUACCAAUCUUGGGAGGUUUGGAAAGCCACAAAUUGUUCUUUGGUAUAUUCUUCUCCUUCUACUGGCAUCUUAAAAAGAGCCGCGAAUUCGGUAAUGGUAAAGCCUGCUUGUUCGGCCUGGCGACACGUGCGAUUCCAAAGGGCAUCCAUGUGUGCUUCCAAGUCGCAGUGUAGAAAGACCAUAGAAAAAUCUUUUGCUCCAGCGUCGAGCAGUAACUUUUUAAGCAAGAGACGAUUAGGUCUGAAAUAGGAGGCCCAAGAGAUGCAUACUUUGUCCGACUCCUUGGCAGCCUCGAGUCCAAGUUUGGCCAAUUCUUCCAUGUAGGGCACGAGUCCCUCCGUUACAAGCCAUUCCAUACCCUUGCCCUCGUAUUCUUCUAGCUGAAAGACGCGGUUGUUCAGAUCUUUGUAAUGAGGAUUGCCGUGCGUAUUCUUGAGUGGAGUGUCUCCGUCUACGUGUUUCCAGUCUCCAAACAAGUCAACAUAGUCUCCAGUGAACGACUUUCCGGUACCGGACUUGGCUACCAAGAAAAUAAAUUCAGUGGAUUCGAUCUUCUUCUGGUCGUCGUCGCUCAUUGUGAUUGCUCGUCGGUUUUUUCUUGUGAAAGGGAUGCGGCAGGCGUGUCUUGUGAUCGCUUCGGUUGACGAUUUCAAUAGCACUCGUUCUGUUGUUGUUCCUUGGGCAACGAAAGAGAAUGAAUGACUUGCGGGAUU